Macadamia integrifolia is the source of this 893-nucleotide messenger RNA. RefSeq lists its product as uncharacterized. Lineage: Eukaryota; Viridiplantae; Streptophyta; Magnoliopsida; Proteales; Proteaceae. The transcript has a single exon. The record is from RefSeq and is a predicted model, not a curated record. Bases 110 to 640 code for a protein of 176 amino acids.
AAGACCAAAAGCAGAGAAAUUGCAGAGAGAGAUUAGGAGGAAGAGGACGAAGAGAAAGAGAGAGAGAGAGAGAGAGAAGUACUAUUUUGUUUGGGUUUUGUUCACUAAAAUGGCGACCGGGAAGAGCUACCUUGCGAGACCCAGUUAUCGUUUCCUUGGGGGGAACAGAGAGAAUUCAAAUUCGAUUUCCAUUAUAUCAGAUUCCCCGUUUGAAUUCGACGAAGCGGAUGUCUGGACUUCAAAUCACGGAGACGCAGUAGCAUCACCCCCAGAAUUGAAGAAAAUGAUGAUACCCAGUUCAAGAAUCUCAAAGAAAUUGGCGAAAAGGGUCGAGAAUGGGGGAGACUUUCGAUCUGCGGGAGUGACUUCUUCGUCGUUGCCGGUGAACAUACCAGACUGGUCGAAGAUCCUUAAAGAGGAUUACAGAGAUAGUCGCCAGAGAGGUAAUGACGUUGACCUUGAUGAUGACGAUGAUGAUGAUUCCAGAAUCCCUCCUCAUGAGUUCUUAGCGAAACAAUUCGCUAGGAACACCCGGGUUGUUUCCUUCAGUGUUCAUGAAGGGAUUGGUAGAACCCUUAAAGGUAGGGACUUGAGUAAAGUCAGAAACGCUAUCUGGGAGAAGACUGGUUUUGAGGAUUAACCAGAAACAGAGACAGAACAGAGCAUGAAGAGAAGAGAAGAUCUUUUUUUUUUUUUUUCCUUUUUGUUUUCAUUUUAAUUGAUUUGCCCUUUUUGGUUCCCCUGCUUGGUGCUUACCUGAUUACAGAUUACCUCUUCCUCUUCCACUUUUGGGUUUUUGUGUUGCUUGGGCGGAUCAUUCACAGAUGUAGUAACUCUGACUAGCAUUGAUUGAGAUUGUAACUAGAGAAAAAACUUGAAUUUUUUGUCUUAAA